Molecule: messenger RNA, 19206 nt
Organism: Coregonus sp. 'balchen'
Lineage: Eukaryota; Metazoa; Chordata; Actinopteri; Salmoniformes; Salmonidae
Source: the annotation of a GenBank genome assembly
GUUAGACUCAGGCUGUAGAUCUACCGCUCUGUGACCCUGACUCAGCCCGCAACCUGCUUGUCCGAAAGCGUCAACGAUUUCAAAGUAAGUGUGCAUUUAAUUGACUAGAUCAGUGUUUCUGAAACUAUGGGUUGGGACCCAAAGUGGGCCUUGGGCAUGUGAGAGGUGAGUCGCAAGAUAUGAGAAUACAUAUAUAUAAUCGCACACUAUUUCUUUUUUAAUUUGAGUCGUUGGAGGAUGAUUUCGGUCAUGGGAUGACGGUCAAUUUCUAAUUUGGGUCUCGAGCUGAAAAACUUGAAGAACCCCUGGAUUAGAUCCUUCGCUCUGUACAGUUCCAUUGGAGGUUGUGCUGUUAUAGCCUAAGGCAGAUGUUACCUCAAUCGACAUUGAAAGGACUCAAACCUAAUUGAAACUGUAGAAAUAAUGGACCACAUUUAUUUUCCUCUUGUCAUGUCAGUCAUUGCAGACCUUAGAGAGCAGUGGAGGCUGGUUGGAAGACCCACGGUAUAGGUUCGGAACGCACAGAGACGAAAAUCAGGGAACAGGAGGGGACUUAGCUGUAAAUACAAAUAGCAGAUACAUUCCAUUACAGCUGUGCCAUCGUCGGUUUGGACAACGGGUUUCUCCAUGAUGUUAAUUUUAUUUAUUUAUUUCACCUUUAUUUAACCAGGUAAGCCAGUUGAGAACAAGUUCUCAUUUACAACUGCGACCUGGCCAAGAUAAAGCAAAGCAGUGCGAUAAAAACAACAACAACACAGAGUUACAUAUGGAAUAAACAAAAACGUACAGUCAAUAACACAAUAGAAAAUCUAUAUACAGUGUGUGCAAAUGUAGUAAGUUAUGGAGGUAAGGCAAUAAAUAGGCCAUCGUGCAAAAUAAUUACAAUUUAGUAUUAACACUGGAGUGGUAGAUGUGCAGAAGAUGAUGUGCAAAUAGAGAUACUGGGGUGCAAAUGAGCAAAAUAAAUAACAAUAUAGGGAUGAGGUAGUUGGGUGGGCUAAUUUCAGAUGGGCUGUGUACAGGUACAGUGAUCGGUAAGCUGCUCUGACAACUGAUGCUUAAAGUUAGUGAGGGAGAUAAGUGUCUCCAGCUUCAGAGAUUUUUGCAGUUCGUUCCAGUCAUUGGCAGCAGAGAACUGGAAGGAAUGGCGGCCAAAGGAGAUGUUGGCUUUGGGGAUGACCAGUGAGAUAUACCUGCUGGAGUGCAUACUACGGGUGGGUGUUGCUAUGGUGACCAAUGAUCUAAGAUAAGGCGGGGAUUUGCCUAGAAGUGAUUUAUAGAUGACCUGGAGCCAGUGGGUUUGGCGACGAAUAUGUAGUGAGGACCAGCCAACAAGAGCGUACAGGUCACAAUGGUGGGUAGUAUAUGGGGCUUUGGUGACAAAACGGAUGGCACUGUGAUAGACUACAUCCAAUUUGCUGAGUUGAGUGUUGAAAGCAAUUUUGUAAAUAACAUCACCGAAGUCAAGGAUCGGUAGGAUAGUCAGUUUUACGAGGGAUUGUUAAGCAGCAUGAAUGAAGGAGGCUUUGUUGCGAAACAGGAAGCCGAUUCUAGAUUUUACUCAGACAAAACUCAAAAUUCAUAAAGUCAAACACAUACUGCGCAUCUUGCCCACAUCAAAAUAGCCCAAGAAACGUUCCUGAAUAAAGCCCUGAUCGUCCACAUACCUGAAUAAAGCCCUGAUCGUCCACAUACCUGACGAUAACUGACGACUGCAAGCAGACUGAUGGCACCAUAGGUCCCAGAGUGGUGGGGACAUUUCUACCCCCUGGGGCUGGGAGUUUUUCCUUAUAUGUUAACCUAACCAGGAAAACUCUGGACACUAUAAGGUGAUUAAUCAGUUGUAAAAAGGUUUUAUAAAUUGGCUAUGAUGGGACCAGUUUUUCCUAAUCAGGUCACAUGGUUUUAAAAAAGUCCUGAAAAAAACUUCAGUCUACUUUAUUUACUAGACUAAAUAAGUUGGAAAAUUAGGUAGGGGAGUACCCGGACAAAAGUAACACUUCAUUUUUGUCCUAUUUACUCAGAGAUCGAUAGAGCUAUUGACCAAAUACUUAUUUUCCACCAUAAUUUGCAAAUACAUUCAUAAAAAAUCCUACAAUGUGAUUUUCUGGAUUUUCUUUUCUCAUUUUGUCUGUCAUAGUUGACGUGUACCUAUGAUGAAAAUUACAGGUCUCUCUCAUCUUUUUAAGUGGGAGAACUUGCACAAUUGGUGGCUGACUAAAUACUUUUUUCCCCCACUGUACAUAACUUUAGUUCAAAAUACAGAUACAUUCCUGUUAAUGUUUAUUUUGCAUUCUCUUUUAUUUCAGGGGGAGAAAGAAAUGUCAUAUGAAGAUGGACCGAGGUGGGACAACAUUACUUCAGUUUUCAGUUUUGAAAUGAUGAAGGCCUCCAUUUUCCACUUGUUAUUGCACCCUUGCAGUACUACUCUGCACUACACUGUACCACCAUACUAUAAUCCUAAUAUUCUGAAUUUUAUGGUGAUGGGGAUUAUUUAUACAGUGGUGAUUAUUUAUGCAGUGGUGAUUAUUUAUACAGUGGUGACUAUUUAUACAGUGGUGAUUAUUUAUACAGUAGUGAUUAUUUAUACAGUGGUGAUUAUUUAUACAGUGGUGAUUAUUUAUACAGUGGUGAUUAUUUAUGCAGUGGUGAUUAUUUAUACAGUGGUGAUUAUUUAUACAGUGGUGAUUAUUUAUACAGUGGUGAUUAUUUAUACAGUGGUGAUUAUUUAUGCAGUGGUGAUUAUUUAUACAGUGGUGAUUAUUUAUACAGUGGUGAUUAUUUAUACAGUAAAUAGUGUGACAUUUUGUUACACUUGGUGCAGUAUAAUUUUUUGGGGGGGAUACAUUUUCUUGUUCCAUGUACGCCUAAUGAUAGUUAGUUACUAACUAGAAAAUCUGUGUAAAAUGAUCAAUUUAGCCAUGCAUAAGUCUACCAACAAAUUAACCAUUCAUAAUUGCAUUGUUUUGUACUCCUGACAUACCCCCAGCAUGUUCCAAGACCAGCUGGCGGAGAAGGUCCGGCCUUUCAUAGACUUAAUAGAUGAAUUGAGAUCCAUAGGAAUAGAUAAGGAGAUGCCACUGCCAACCAUUGCUGUGGUGGGAGACCAGAGUUCAGGAAAGAGCUCUGUGCUUGAGACCCUUUCUGGGGUGGCGCUGCCCAGAGGGACUGGUGAGAUUCUGUAUUGUUUCCUGAAUAUACAAAAAAACUAUUGAAAUCUAUAUUAGCAUUUUAAAUGUCAUGCCCAAAUCACCCAAAGUCUCUGAAAGUGGUUGUUUAACUUAGACUUGAUUUGGGCAUUGACUAGUUUUUGGUUUGAAAAUGCUGAAGUUGGCGAUUUAGGACACUGGCAAGGUAAACAACCCUGAAGCAGGUUUUCACACUAUCCUUGUCCAUAGACAAGGUCAGGAAAUAUAGACAGUACAAUAGGACCACAGAGACAAGGACAUUGCUGAAAUGUUUAGAAUAUUCAAAUUAACUUGAUAACCGCAGCAAACCUGUUAAAUGCGUAUUUACUGUACAUGAGUUUUCUAACCAUUUAGUGACACUGUAAAUGUCUGACAUGCUUUUAGAUCAUUGAUUGUUCUGUUAUACAGUAUAAUGAUCUGUCAUUGGUACUUCCUUGUUUACAGGUAUUGUCACCAGGUGCCCACUGCUACUUAAACUGUGUAAUGACAGGUCAGUGAAAUGGGAGGCUGUCAUCUCAUACGGAGGCAAAUUCAGUUCUGAUUUUGACGAACCCUCAGAAGUCGUGAGACACGUUGAACAAGGUCAGAUGGGAACGAACACACACACACACACACACACACACACACACACACACACACACACACACACACACACACACACCACACACACACACACACACGCACACACACACACACACACACACACACACACACACACACACACACACACACACACACACACACACACACACACACACACACACACACACCACACACACACACACGCACACACACACACACACACACGCACACACACACACACACACACACACACGCACACACACACACACACACACGCACACACACACACACACGCACACACACACACACACACACACACACACACACACACACGCACACACAUUAUUUUAUACUGUAUAUUAACCAGUGGAGGCUCCUCAGAGGAGGAAUGGGAGGACAUUGACUUCAAUACAAAACCUAGGGGGCUCAUGGUUCUCACCCCCUUCCAUAGACUUACAAAGCAAUUUUGACAACUUCCGGAGGACGUCCUCCAACCUAUCAGAGCUCUUGCAACAUGAACUAACAUGUUGUCCACCCAAUUAAAGGAUCAGAGAAUUAAUCUAGAACUGAAAGCAUAAGCUACAGCUAGCUAGCACUGCUAUACAUAAAAUGUGGUGAGUAGUUGACUAGAAGAGAGAAAAACAAUAGUUGAACAGUUUGCAACAAAUUAAUUUCUUCAGAAAUUAAGGAGAAGCAGGAGAGAACGAUCUACAUUUCAUUUUUACUUACUUAACUAGCUAAUUCAGCUAGCUAUUUAUUUAAUUUUUUGUCAUUUAGCAGACGCUCUUAUCCAGAGCGACAUACAGGAGCAAUUAGGGUUAAAUGCCUUGCUCAAGGGCACAUCGGCAGAUUUUUCACCUAGUCGGCUCGGGGAUUAGAACCAGCGACCUUUUGGUUACUGGCACAAUGCUCUUAACCACUAAGCUACCAGCCGCUUUAGUGUAGCCUACUCAAACACCAGGCUCAAACAGAGAGGGAUGCUAUGUUAGCUAGCUGGCUAUGGCUAUCCAACACAGGAACUCUUCCAAGUCAAGGUAAGCUUUUGUGUUUAAUUAGUUUUUAGCCACUGUCUCUGAAACACUGCCUGUGUCACUGCUAAACUGCUUGCUGCUGACUGAAAACUGUACUGCAUCAUUGUAGCAGCUGAUGUGUUGUGCCCCUAAGUCUACAAGCGAAGGGAAAAGGUGAGAGGAGGAGAGUGCGUAUAUGGGAGAAGGAAUUAUCUAUACAAUGAUCAAAGGGAUCAUGCUGUUUGUAUUUUGCUGCUAUGAAAGUGAACUGUGAUUGCGUGUGAUCAGGGGUGUAUUCAUUCCACCAAUUAUGUUGAAAAAUGUUUCUUAAACGGAAGCAAACGGAUUGAAAAAGGGACAAACAUACCUGAAUCUGUCCAAUAGAAACUUGUUUGCAACUGUUGGACUAAUGAUUACACCCUAGAUCAGUUAGAUGCAGGCAAGAGUGUGCAAGGCGGUAUUGAAUGUGUCAAUGUCUGUCACCUUGAUUACAAAAACGUCUCUCGACUUAUGUUGUAAACUUUCAUUUGUAGGCUAGGUUGUAGCAACCUCACGAUGGGUAUAGGGAAACUUAGAGUAUGAUAUAGUAGCCUAAACCUAUCGAUGUGACAUUGAACUGGGUGAAUGGAAUACGAAUGUCAGUCAUCCAAUAUGCUGUAAUAGAAAUAAGGCCUUGCUCAUAAAAAAAAAAAAAAUAUUCUCCCUUAUCUUAAACGGCCCCGACCGCCACUGACAUUGACAUAUCUAUUCUUUUUUUGGGUGGAAAAGUUGAUAUGGUAUUUACCAUAGACAACUACAGAAUACAUUAUACAUAAUAAUAAGAGUUCUGUUGGGGUAUAAAUCAGUUAAUAAACUCAUCAGUUUUUUUCCUCAAUAUUGUAAUUGAUUUAACAGCUCAGAACACGUUAGCUGGAAAGGGAGUUGGGAUAUGUGAAGACCUGAUCACUCUACAGAUCACAUCCUCCACGGUGUGUGACCUCAGUCUGAUUGACUUACCUGGGAUCACCAGGGUAGCUGUGAAAGGACAACCAGAUGACAUUGGAGCCCAAGUAAGUCUAACGUUAGAGUGUAUAGCUUUUGGACUUUUGUCCAGUACAUUGCUUGGUUAUCUCAUGGCUAUUGGUUCUCAUCUCAUGAUACACUAAUGAUGAAUUGUUUUAGCCAGGUGUACGGACUUUUUACCAUAAUUGCUAGAAAGGUAGCUAUGAUGGUUGAAGCGGGUGAAAGGUACUUUGAAUGUGUUGGCUUUGAAGAAGGUUAAGCUUCAGAACCAUGAAAAACAGAGUGCCCCACACAGGGCUAUAUCACGGGUAACAAGCGGUCGGCUACCCUCUUGUGGAUGAAUCAAAUAACUCGGUCAAAGGCUUGCAUCCUGACUGUCUGUCACAUUCUUCUUCCUUUUUUUGCUAGAUCAAUAAUCUCAUUACAAAAUACAUCAAGAAUAAGAGAACCAUUAUUUUGGUGGUGGUACCAUGUAAUGUUGACAUAGCAACAACAGAGGCCCUGAAAAUGGCACAAGAAGUGGAUCCUGAAGGCACAAGAACUCUGGGUAAAGAAAUUAUAUAGAUACAUGUAUUUUCUAUAGGGUUUAUGGAUUAGCAGUUAUCAUCAUGCUUUUCAUUUGUCUUCAAGCCAUUCUGACAAAGCCAGACCUGAUAGACCCGGGAGCAGAGAAGAAUGUGUUGGAAAUUGUCCACAAUAGAGUCAUCGUUCUCAAUAUGGGCUAUGUCAUUGUGAAAUGUCGUGGUCAGAAGCAAAUUGAUGAAAACAUGUCCAUAGCUCGUGCGAUUGAGGACGAGUUGGAAUUCUUCCAAAAUCAUGAACACUUCAGGUAAAAUGUGUUCUUGCCAUGUGUUAAGUGAACUAGCAUCUUUGUUUUUUGAUGGCUUCACAUCUGAAAAUGUUCAGGGCCACAAACUGUAUGUUUCAGGAUUUUAUGAAAAGUAUAUUUUUCCACAUAUCCACUGAGAGUAGUUCCAUUUAGUAUUGAUGAAUGGUAUUUUCUUCUGAGUCCCAGGCCUUUUUAUUGCUCACUCACCUCCCUUCUCUUACAUUUCUACAUAUAGUACUUUUUAACAUUCAAAAUCAAAUAGCUAAAUGAUCCUUGGUGUGAUCAUCUUUAAACAAUUCCACAUGUUAAUUUAGCUCAUGCACAUAUCUCAAGCUUAAACAGACGGAUUUUGAUGGGGAUUAUUUUAUUAUGUUAAUUAGAUUUCCAUGGGGGCGCGACCAUUGUAGGCCAAGGGGUUAACUGACAUUUGUAUUUGACAUUUUUUAUAAAAUUUUCGGGAUGAAAUACUGUGUUUGUUAAAUUUCUCUUCCUUUUAAUGUAUAGAUCCCUCUUGCGUCAGGAGAAGGCAACCACCAAGUGCCUAGCCACUAAGCUCAGUAAUGCCCUGGUCAAACAGAUCAAGGUUAGUCCAACCACAUACCCUAUGAUUAUCUGUUUCCAGUGCACACUGGAAAACAUGUGGUCUGGUACCUAUUAACUUGUUGUAUGUUUGCUCCUGGUCAGAAAUACCUGCCCCAGAUGUCAGAGAAGAUAAAGGAGCAGCUGGCGGACGUAAAGAUUGCAUUGAGUAAAAUAGAGUGUGGGCCUCCCCUGGAACCUGCAGAGAAGAGAAAGUACCUCAUUCAGGUGAGUCAAUCUUUCACCUUUCCAUCUUUCAGCUUCGUAAACGGCUUCUUUUCUACAAAAUUGCCAUACAAAUGUAUGAUGUAAGGUUUGGAAGCCACACUGUUGCACAGUGGUCCAGCUGUGUUAUUGUCAUGGUUUGGUAAAUUGUCAGGAGAAUGUCCUUGGGAGACAAACGUCUGUUUCUAUCACUCCUAUAGACAGUAAAGGCAUCAACUCUGUUGCACAUCCUCUGCCAAUUGGAUUGGUCAGAUUUGCAACACAGCUGUAAGAGUAGAACCACUGUCCAGAAAGACAAAUAAAACAGCAUCAAAACUUUCUCCACUCUCCCACUUCCUCCACACUCCUUCCUUAAUUUCCCACUGAUUAUGUUUGUCACCAAGUUAAACAAUACUUUGCCUUGACAGCUGAUCUUGCAAAAACACUUGGACACACCAGUGUAAGAUAGUUCUUGCUUAAUAGCUGUAGAUGACGUAAGGAUGGAUGGGUCUUGUGGAGCCAUCUCAUAAAACAGUAAUCUAAAAGGACUAAAUAUGAACCAUUUAAACAGGUAGGUUUUAUUUUGUUAUGUUUCCUUCUUCAGGUCAUAACAGAGUUCAAUGAGCAGAUUACCCAGCUGUCCACAGGGGAUAUUAUCGUUGAGGAAAAUCUAUUUGAGCUCAUGCGAAAGGCAUUUAUAGACUGGAUGGAAUGUCUGAAAUAUGCCAAAUCAAAUUGUAGGUACAAUUUUGAAUAGACAGGAUAUUGCUCACCAACUAAAUAUUUAUGUUUCCAAAUAUCCCUAAUAUUUACUGAUAUAAUUAUUAUACUACUAAUAGUUAUGUCAUACAAUAGUGAUUAUAAUCCAUUAUAUCUCCAAUAAAUGAUUAACAUUGUUUUCCUCAAUUUAGACAACGAUGAAGUGCAACAAGUGGUCAAUGAAUAUGACAAGGAACACAGGGGAAGCGAGCUGCCUGGUUUCAGUAACUACAGGGCAUUUCAACAUGUUGUUCAGAAACUAGUGGCUAAACUUAAGGAUCCAGCUAUGGUGACACUAGAGAAAAUCAGAGGUAAGUGACCAAAAAGCCCUAGGUUUGAUGUGAUUUUCUAAAUGCCCCUUUAUUGAACAUCAUGCAUGGGUCUCUACUUCUGUCAAGACAAACAUGCCUAUUAUAUUAAGUAGUAAGCACUCAAGAAAGCAAGUAUUGGUGAAUCACACCCCCAUCCACAUCGACAGGGCUGAAGUGGGCGGGUCGAGAGCAUUAAGUUCCUCGGUGUCCAAAUCACUAAUGACUUAAAAUGGUCCACACAAGCGCACACUUGUUAAGAAGGCAAGACAGCGCCUCUCCCCCUCAGGAGGUUAAAAAAGGUUUGGCAUGGGCCCUCAAAUCUUCAAACAGUUCUACAGCUGCACCACUGAGAGCAUCUUGACUAGCUGCAUCACCGCUUGGUAUGGCAACAGCGCCACCCUCCAUCGCAUGGCGCUACAGAGGGUGGUGCGGACAGCCCAGUACAUUGUUGGGGUCGAGCUCCGUGCCAUCCAGGACCUCUAUAGCAGGCGGUGUGAAAGGAAGGCCCGGAAAAUUGUUAAAGACCCCAGCCACCCAAGCCAUAGACUGUUCUCUCUGCUUCUGCACGGCAAGCGACUCCUGAACAGGCUCCUGAACAGCUUCUAUCCCCAAGCCAUAAGACUGCUAAACAGAUAACAGAAUGGCUACCAGACAAUCUGAGUUGACCCCUGUAUUUAUUUGUAUAGUUUCACUGUCUCUAUGCACACUCACAGAACUCUACAGACGCACACACACUGUCGCUCCCACACACACACACACACACACACAUACACACUCACUUAAUUUGCUCAAACACAUAAUAUCCACACACAUUUAUACUGACUCUAAACACACACACUCACAUGUAUUCAUCAUACACACAGCUGCUACUCUGUAUAUCAUAUACAGUGGGGGAAAAAAGUAUUUAGUCAGCCACCAAUUGUGCAAGUUCUCCCACUUAAAAAGAUGAAAGAGGCCUGUAAGUUUCAUCAUAGGUACACGUCAACUAUGACAGACAAAAUGAGAGAAAAAAAAUCCAGAAAAUCACAUCGUAGGAUUUUUUAUGAAUUUAUUUGCAAAUUAUGGUGGAAAAUAAGUAUUUGGUCAAUAACAAAAGUUUCUCAAUACUUUGUUAUAUAUCCUUUGUUGGCAAUGACACAGGUCAAACGUUUUCUGUAAGUCUUCACAAGGUUUUCACACACUGUUGCUGGUAUUUUGGCCCAUUCCUCCAUGCAGAUCUCCUCUAGAGCAGUGAUGUUUUGGGGCUGUCGCUGGGCAACACGGACUUUCAACUCCCUCCAAAGAUUUUCUAUGGGGUUGAGAUCUGGUGACUGGCUAGGCCACUCCAGGACCUUGAAAUGCUUCAUACGAAGCCACUCCUUCAUGCCCGGGCGGUGUGUUUGGGAUCAUUGUCAUGCUGAAAGACCCAGCCACGUUUCAUCUUCAAUGCCCUUGCUGAUGGAAGGAGGUUUUCACUCAAAAUCUCACGAUACAUGGCCCCAUUCAUUCUUUCCUUUACACGGAUCAGUCGUCCUGGUCCCUUUGCAGAAAAACAGCCCCAAAGCAUGAUGUUUCCACCCCCAUGCUUCACAGUAGGUAUGGUGUUCUUUGGAUGCAACUCAGCAUUCUUUGUCCUCCAAACACGACGAGUUGAGUUUUUACCAAAAAGUUCUAUUUUGGUUUCAUCUGACCAUAUGACAUUCUCCCAAUCCUCUUCUGGAUCAUCCAAAUGUACUCUAGCAAACUUCAGAUGGGCCUGGACAUGUACUGGCUUAAGCAGGGGAACAUGUCUUGCACUGCAGGAUUUGAGUCCCUGGCGGCAUAGUGUGUUACUGAUGGUAGGCUUUGUUACUUUGGUCCCAGCUCUCUGCAGGUCAUUCACUAGGUCCCCCUGUGUGGUUCUGGGAUUUUUGCUCACCGUUCUUGUGAUCAUUUUGACCCCACGGAGUGAGAUCUUGCGUGGAGCCCCAGAUCGAGGGAGAUUAUCAGUGGUCUUGUAUGUCUUCCAUUUCCUAAUAAUUGCUCCCACAGUUGAUUUCUUCAAACCAAGCUGCUUACCUAUUGCAGAUUCAGUCUUCCCAGCCUGGUGCAGGUCUACAAUUUUGUUUCUGGUGUCCUUUGACAGCUCAUUGGUCUUGGCCAUAGUGGAGUUUGGAGUGUGACUGUUUGAGUUUGUGGACAGGUGUCUUUUAUACUGAUAACAAGUUCAAACAGGUGCCAUUAAUACAGGUAACGAGUGGAGGACAGAGGAGCCUCUUAAAGAAGAAGUUACAGGUCUGUGAGAGCCAGAAAUCUUGCUUGUUUGUAGGUGACCAAAUACUUAUUUUCCACCAUAAUUUGCAAAUAAAUUCAUUAAAAAUCCUACAAUGUGAUUUUCUGGAGAAAAAAAAUUCUCAAUUUGUCUGUCAUAGUUGACAUGUACCUAUGAUGAAAAUUACAUGCCUCUCUCAUCUUUUUAAGUGGGAGAACUUGUACAAUUGGUGGCUGACUAAAUAAUUUUAUUCCCCACUGUAUUCUGAUGCCUAGUUACCUUACCCCUAUACAUAUCUACCUCUAUCACUCCAGUAUCCCUGUCACCUUACCCCUAUACAUAUCUAUCUCCAUCACUCCAGUAUCCCUGCACAUUGUAAAUAUGGUAUUGGAACUGACCCUGUAUAUAAUCACCUUACCCCUAUACAUAUCUACCUCCAUCACUCCAGUAUCCCUGUCCCCUUACCCCUAUACAUAUCUACCUCUAUCACUCCAGUAUCCCUGUCACCUUACCCCUAUACAUAUCUACCUCCAUCACUCCAGUAUCCCUGUCCCCUUACCCCUAUACAUAUCUACCUCUAUCACUCCAGUAUCCCUGUCACCUUACCCCUAUACAUAUCUACCUCUAUCACGCCAGUAUCCCUGUCCCCUUACCCCUAUACAUAUCUACCUCCAUCACUCCAGUAUCCCUGUCCCCUUACCCCUAUACAUAUCUACCUCUAUCACUCCAGUAUCCCUGUCCCCUUACCCCUAUACAUAUCUACCUCUAUCACUCCAGUAUCCCUGUCCCCUUACCCCUAUACAUAUCUACCUCUAUCACUCCAGUAUCCCUGUCACCUUACCCCUAUACAUAUCUACCUCUAUCCUCCAGCUCCUCCUGCAGUUGUAAAUAUGGUAUUACAACUGCCCUGGGAAACUGCCUUGUUUAUGUCACCUUACCCCUAACAUACUAUCUCCUCACUCCAGUAUCCCCCUGUCACCUUACCCCUCUACCUCUAUCUCCAUCACUCCAGUAUCCCUGCAUGUUGUAACUAUGGUAUUAGAACUGACCCUGGAACUGACUGUUUUAUAGUCCACCUUACCCUAGACAUAUCUAUCUCCCAUCACUCCAGUAUCCCUGUCCCUUACCCCUAUACAUAUCUACCUCUAUCAUCCAUUUAUCCCUGUCACCGUACCCCUUAACAUUCUACCCUCUAUCACUUCCAGUAUCCCUGGUCCCCCCUUACCCCCUAUACAAUAUUAUCUCCAUCACUCCAGUAUCCCUGUCCCUUACCCCUAUACUAUCUACCUCUAUCACUCCAGUAUCCCUGUCACCUAACCCUAUACAUAUCUUACCUCUAUCACUCCAGUAUCCCUGUCACCUUACCCCUAUACAUAUUACCUCCAUCACUCCCGUAUCCCCGUCCCCUUACCCCCUAUACAUUCUACCUCUAUCACUCCCGUAUCCCGUUCACCUUACCCCCCAUCUAUCUACCCCUAUCCCUCCAGUAUCCCCGUCCCCUUUCCCCUAUACAUAUCUACUCUAUCCUCGUAUCCCUGUCCCCUUACCCCCAUACAAUUACCUCUAUCACUCCAGUAUCCCUGUCCCCUUACCCCAUACAUAUCUACCUCUAUCACUCCGUAUCCCUGUCACCUUUACCCCUUUUACAAUCUACCUUAUCACUCCCGUAUCCCGUUUACCUUACCCCUAUACAUAUCUACCUCCAUCACUCCAGUAUCCCUGUCCCUUCCCCUAUACAUAUCUACCUCAUCACCCAUAUCCUGUCCCUUACCCAACAUAUACCUCUAUCACUCCUACCUGUCACCUUACCCCAUACUAUCUACCUCUAUCACUCCAGAUCCCUGUCCCUACCCUAUACUACUCCUCCAUCCUCCAGUACCUGUCCCCUUACCCUAACUCAUCUCAUCACUCCAGUAUCCCGUCACCUUACCCCUAUACAUAUCUACCUCUAUCACGCCAGUAUCCCUGUCCCUUACCCCUAUACAUAUCUACCUCUAUCACUCCAGGUCCCUGUCCCCUUACCCCUAUACAUAUCUACCUCUAUCACUCAGAUCCCUGCCACCUACCCCAUACAUAUUACUCUACACUCCAGAUCCCUUUACCACCCCUAUACAUAUUACCUCUUCACUCCAGUACCCGUUCCCUUACCCAUAAAUCUACCUCCAUCACCCGUAUCCCUGCAUGUUGUAAAUAUGGUAUUAGAACUGACCCUGGAACUGACCUUGUUUAUAGUCACCUUACCCCUAUACAUAUCUAUCUCCAUCACUCCAGUAUCCCUGUCCCCUUACCCCUAUACAUAUCUAAUUCCAUCACUCCAGUAUCCCGUCACCUUACCCCUUACAUAUCUAUUCUCAUCACUCCAUAUCCCUGAUGUUAAAAAUGGUAUUUGAACACCCUGGAACUGACCUUUAUAACCUUACCCAUAUUUUAAUCUCCAUCACUCCAGUAUCCCUGUCCCCUUUCCCCAUACAUAUCUACCUCUAUCACGCCAGUAUCCCCGUCACCUUAACCCCUAUAAUAUCUACCUCUAUCACUCCAGUAUCCCUGUCCCUUUCCCCUAUACAUAUCUAUCUCCAUCAUCCAGUAUCCCUGUCCCCUUACCCCUAUACAAUAUACCCCUAUCACUCCAGUAUCCCUGUCACCUUACCCCUAUCACUAUUACCUCUAUCACUCCAGUACCCUGCCCUUACCCCUAUAAUACUCCCCACUCCAGAUCCCUGUCCCUUACCCUAUACAUAUCUACCUCUAUCACUCCAGUAUCCCUGUCACCUUAAACCCUUACAUAACCUCCAUCACUCCUAUCCCGUCCCCUUACCCCUUACUAUCUACCUCUAUCACUCCCCUAUCCCUGUCACCUUACCCCCCAUACAUAUCUACCCUCUAUCAAUCCAGUAUCCCUGUCACCUUACCCCUAUAAUAUCUACCUCCAUCACUCCAGUAUCCCGUCCCCUUACCCCUAUAAAUCUACUCCAUCACUCCAGUAUCCCUGUCCCUUACCCCUAUACAUAUCUACCUAUCACUCCCUAUCCUGUCACCUUACCCUAUACAUAUCUACCUCUACACUCCAGUAUCCCUGACCUUACCCUAUACUAUCACCUCCAUCACUCCCGUAUCCCUGUCCCCUUUCCCCUAUACAUAUCUAUCUCCAUCACUCCAGUAUCCCUGUCACCUACCCCUAUACAUAUCUACCUCUAUCACGCCAGUAUCCGUCCCCUUACCCCUAUACAUACUACCUCUAUUUACUCCAGUAUCCCUGUCCCCCUUUCCCCCAUUACAUAUCUAACCUCUAUCAUCCAGUAUCCCGUCCCCUUACCCCCCUAUACAUAUCUACCUCUAUACUCCAGUAUCCCUGUCCCUUACCCCUAUACAUAUUUACCUCUAUCACUCCAGUAUCCCUGUCCCUUACCCCAUACAUAUUACCCCUUAUCACUCCAGUAUCCCUGUCAAACCCUUACCCCUAUACAAUACCUCUAUCACUCCAGUAAUCCUGUCCCCUUACCCCUAUACAUAUCUACCUCUAUCACUUCAGUAUCCCUGUCCCCUUCCCCUAUACAUAUCUACCUCUAUCACUCCGUCCCUGUCACCUUACCCCUAUACAUAUCUACCUCUAUCACUCCGUAUCCCUGUCCCCUACCCCUAUACAUAUCACCUCUAUCACUCCAGAUCCCCCGUCCCCUUACCCCUAUACAUAUCUACCUCCAUCACUCCAGUAUCCCUGUCCCCUUCCUAUACAUAUCUACCUCUAUCACUCCCGUAUCCCUGUCACCUUACCCCUAUACUAUUACCUCUAUCACUCCAGUAUCCUGUCCCUUACCCUAUAUUCUACCUCCACUCCAGUAUCCCUGUCCCCUUACCCUAUACAUAUCUACUCAUCACUCCAGGAUCCCUGUUCCCUUACCCCUAUACAUAUCUACCUCUAUCACUCAGAUCCCUGUCACCUUACCCUAUACAUAUACAUCUACCUCCAUCCCCAUCUUAUCCCAGUGUACCCGUCACUACCCUAUACAAUCUACCUCCAUCACGCCAUCCCUGUCCCCUUACCCCUAUACAUAUCCCUCCAUCACUCCAGUAUCCCUGCAUGUUGGAAAUAUGGUAUUAGAACUGACCCUGGAACUGACCUUGUAUGUAGUGUCUUACUUCUCAUCUUCUUAUUUUUUCUUAUUUUUAUUCCUCAAGUGUUUUUGUUCUACCUUGUGUUAUUUUUAGUACUUCAUUGUUGAGUUUAGAGCUUGCAAGAAAGACAUUUAAUUGUACGUGUGCACGUGACAUUAAAACUUUAAUUGACUAAAUAGGAUAGUUCACCCAAAUGUUUCAUACUUCGUGUCCAAAUGAUCCUAAUGUAUCUCAAAUUGAUUGUGUAACUCAAUUAAGUUACUUAUUGAUUAUUUGGACAUGAAGCAGAAACAUAUUCUAAUAUUGGGACUAUUUACUUAAUUUUGUAAUUUGGCUGAACUACCCCUUUAAAUGAAAACAUUUUGUGGACUCUCUUUACCAAAUUCUUUUUGUUUUUCAGAAAUGGUGCAGAAGCAAUUUGAUCAAUUGUCCAGAGAGAGCUUUAAGAAUUAUCCUUAUCUUCAAAAGUUCUCAACGGUAAUUAAAAUAGUAAAUUGUUAAGCACUCUGAAAUUAUAAUCUUACAAUUCUGUAUUCUGUGAUUUUAGCCUGAAUUCGAAAUCUUACGAGGUUAGUGGGACUAGCAAGAAGGCAGGAAAACAUGGGGCAAAGUAGCACUUAAAAAUCACAAUAUUUUUUUUAUGAGGAAUUCUAAUUUACAGGUUGUCCUUUGUAGGAUUGUAGCCUGAAACGUUCAAAAUAAAACACCACAAGAUACUUAGAGCAUGUCGAACUUAACUUUUAUCUGAAACAUUAACAGUAUUAUACUGUCUCCCUGCAUCCAAGGUUCUUUAUGUGCUCAUGAUAUCUUAAUCUUUGUAUAAACUCAUAGAUGAACAUUGAAAGAAUCCAGGAAGAUCAGUCAAAAAUAGUGAAGGAGAGGAUCAAGGAGCAGUUUGAGAUGGAGAUGCAGGUCUACACACAGGAUGAAAUCUUCAACAAGUAUAAUCUUGAAGAGGGGGAAACAACAGACAACUCAGAGCACGACACCAGGAGCAAGUACCCAGGGCUGCUCAAGUCAUACUAUGAGGUACAAUGCAACACAAGUACCCAGGGCUGCUCAAGUCAUACUAUGAGGUACAAUGCAACACAAGUACUGUAAAGUAUGUUUCGCUUAAAGAGAGUAGGAGGAGAAGUUCCAGAAAUAAAAUGUAAUUAACUAAAACCUGACAUACAGCUGGCAGGUUAUGUACAGAGGGCAGGUUAUGUACAGCGGGCAGGUUAUGUACAGCGGGCAGGUUAUGUACAAGCGGGCAGGUCAUGUACAGCUGGCAGGUUAUGUACAGCGGGCAGGUUAUGUACAGCGGGCAGGUUAUGUACAGCUGGCAGGUUAUGUACAGUGGGCAUGAAAAAAAAAAUUAUGUACAGCGGGCAUGUUAUGUACAGCGGGCAGGUUAUGUACAGUGGGCAUGUAAAAAAAAUUUUUUUGUACAGCGGGCAUGUUAUGUACAGCGGGCAGGUUAUGUACAGCUGGCAGGUUAUGUACAGUGCCUUGCAAAAGUAUUCAUCCCCAGUGGGGUUUUUUCCCUAUAUUGUUGCAUUACAACCUGUAAUUUAAAUUGAUUUUUAUUUGGAUUUCAUGUAAUGGACAUACACAAAAUAGUCCAAAUUGGUGAAGUGAAAUUAAACAAAUAACUUGUUUCAAGAAAUUCGAAAAAAUAAAUAACGGACAAGUGGUGCGUGCAUAUGUAUUCACCCCCUUUGCUAUGAAGCCCCUAAAUAAGAUCUGGUGCAACCAAUUACCUUCAGAAGUCACAUAAUUAGUUAAAUAAAGUCCACCUGUGUGCAAUCUAAGUGUCACAUGAUCUGUCACAUGAUUUCAGUAUAUAUACACCUGUUCUGAAAGGCCCCAGAGUCUGCAACACCACUAAGCAAGGGGCACCACCAAGCAAGCGACACCAUGAAGACCAAGGAGCUCUCCAAACAGGUCAGGGACAAAGUUGUGGAGAAGUACAGAUCAGGGUUGGGUUAUAAAAAAAUAUCAGAAACUUUGAACAUCCCACGGAGCACCAUUAAAUCCAUUGUAAAAUAAUUGAAAGAAUAUGGCACCACAACAAACCUGCCAAGAGAGGGCCACCCACUAAAACUCACAGACCAGGCAAGGAGGGCAUUAAACAGAGAGGCAACAAAGAGACCAAAGAUAACCAGCUGCAAAGCUCCACAGCGGAGAUUGGAGUAUCUGUCCAUAGGACCACUUUAAGCCGUACACUCCACAGAGCUGGGCUUUACGGAAGAGUGGCCAGAAAAAAGACAGAGCUUAAAGAAAAAAAUAAGCAAACAUGUUUGGUGUUCGCCAAAAGGCAUGUGGGAGACUCCACAAACAUAUGGAAGAAGGUACUCUGGUCAGAAUCAAAUAAAAUUGAGCUUUUUGGUCAUCAAGGAAAACGCUAUGUCUGGCGCAAUCCCAACACCUCUCAUCACCCCGAGAACACCAUCUCCACAGUGAAGCAUGGUGGUGGCAGCAUCAUGCGGUGGGGAUGUUUUUUCAUCGGCAGGGACUGGGAAACUGGGCAGAAUUGAAGAAAUGAUGGAUGGCGCUAAAAACAGGGAAAUUCUUGAGGGAAACCUGUUUCAGUCUUCCAGAGAUUUGAGACUGUGACGGAGGUUCACCUUCAAGCAGGACAAUGACCCUAAGCAUUCUGCUAAAGCAACACUUGAGUGGUUUAAGGGGAAACAUUUAAGUGUCUUGGAAUGGCUUGUCAAAGCCCAGACCUCAAUUCAAUUGAGAAUCUGUGGUAUGACUUAAAGAUUGCUGUACACCAGCAGAACCCAUCCAAUUUGAAGGAGCUGGAGCAGUUUUGCCUUUAAGAAUGGGCAAACAUCCCAGUGGCUAGAUGUGCCAAGCUUAUAGAGACAUCAACCAAGAGUCUUGCAGCUGUGAUUGCUGCAAAAGGUGGCUCUACAAAGUAUUGACUUUCGGGGGAUGAAUAGUUAGGCACGCUCAGGUUUUCUGUUUUUUUGUCUUAUUUCUUGUUUGUUUCAUAAUAACAAAUAUUUUGCAUCUUCAAAGUGGUAGGCAUGUUGUGUAAAUCAAAUGAUACAAACCCCACAAAAAUCAAUUUUUAUUCCAGGUUGUAAGGCAACAAAAUUGGAAAAAUGCCAAUGGGGAUGAAUACUUUCGCAAGCCAAUGUAGCGUACUUAUCGACAAACUUUCUCAUCAGGGUCUUCCACAAAUUUGGGGAGAUCUCAACGUGUAUGUAUGGACUACAGCUAGCUCUGGUACCCCAGAGACAGAUUAGAGAUUGGACACUGAGGUUUCUGCAUCAAAUCAAAUCUAUUGUAUUCAUCACAUACACAGUUUACAGCUGGUAUAAAAGGUGCAGCGAAAUGCUUAUGUGCUAACUCCCUCAACAAUGCAGUACCGUGCUGAUAUACCGUGUGUUAUAGGGAAAUAAUGCACGCUCUAGAAUGCCCUUCAAGCCAAUCAGAAACGAUUAUUCAACAAUGCCAUGGUAUAUUCAAUAAUAACAUUAUGAUGUAUUUACAUUACACAGUGUAAUAAAAAAUGUCCAUAUGGCAGCCAUGUUUACUCCCGAUGGGCAAUAUUGACCAAUAGCUGUGUAACUGAAAGUCUACAAUUAGAAUUUGAAUCCACAUACUUGUCAUGAAUGGAUAAAUAGAAUGCUCAAAGGCGUCCGUUCUAAAAGUUGGUCCAACUCUCUAUGUACAGUAUAUAGCUCUGCUCCAGCCUGUACAAUGAAUCCAUGACAUCAUCAAUGGGCAUGAUCAGAUCUCUCAUGAAUGCUUUUUUGACAAAUCUUUCAAACAUGAAUUGUUGUGGCAGGGUUGCUUUAUGGUAAGUUGCAUUUUGCGUACCAAUCCAACUCUGAAGUCUAUAUGUUCAACUUGCUGAGCCUUGGUUGCCAUUUGGCAAUAUUUUGGUUGCCUUGUGGCCAUCUCAUCACUUCGGGCCCUCACUCUCCCUCCCACCUCACCUCUCUCAGCUCUUUCACCUCUCUCACCUCUCUCACAGAUUGUGGUGCAAAGACUGGCUGACCAGGUGCCCAUGCUGAUCCGUUACUUCAUCCUCAAGCAGUCAGCCAAGAUUGUGUGCAGUGAAAUGCUGGAUCUGCUACACAGAGACAACACUGAUGACAUCCUACAGGAGGACUUGGAGAUCGGACACUAUCGUGCAAAGUUGCAGGCCCAAGCGGACCGCCUUUUACUGGCCAAUGACAAAGUCAGCAGCCUCUGAGAGGGUGACGCCUAGACAGUUACAAAAUUCAGAGAUGUUGCCAAAAAAAGAAACUGUUUAAUUAACUGCUGGAUCAGUGUCCCAAAAUCGGGACAGUUACUGCUCAAUAUGCAAUAUUUGACUAGAAUGGCGUUGUUAACAACAGCCAACUUUCUGGGACAUAGACAUGUCUUGUAUCGUCAGAAAGCUUAAAUUAUUGUUAAU